UUAAUAAUGAGUAAAAAUAAUCCCAGCUUAACCAAGUUUUAAAAAGGCAAAGAAAGAAAAAGCUUUUUGUGUGCAGUCUAAUCUUAGGGUGUCAUUACUCAGAAGUAAGACCAAUAGCGGUCAAUAAACCUCCUUCUCAGGGAAGCAGGCAAGAGGGGUGGUUCUUAGGAAAGGCAUCCACUUCAGAUGAAAAAUAUUUUUUAAAGAAAGAGAUGACCUAGGAGUCCCAGGCAAGCAUUUCAUAAAGACCUCAGCUUGGAAGUAACAGCCAGAUGAUGAGGAAACAGCAAGGCUAUGUAACAAGUGUAUUGGGAACCAUUCCUUAUGCACCCCCUUUGCAUGUUUAUUAAGAAUUAAGUUGUGCUGCGUUGUGAUGGGGCUUACUCUUUCUAGGUCAGAAUGUAUAGAGGUACAACCUAAAUUAGCCACAUCACUUUAACGGGAAAUGUGGUCAUGCACUCAAAACCCACCCAAAAGCAAACAAAAGCAACAUUUUUUUAUUGGUUCUUUAUACUAUUUUUGUUAGUCACUUUUUGUGAAAAAAAACAACUGAUAAGUGCAAUUAAUAGUAAUAGUAAUGACAAUCUUCCAACCAAAGAUAAUUCUCAAAGAGAAGAUGUUACGUUUGGCUGUUACCUGCUUUUGAAUUUUUGGUUUUGAAUUUCCUUAGAACUUUUUUUUUUAAAAGUCUCCAUCUGUCCUUUCCUGCAAGUCAACUCUGAAAAUAAGGUUUCUUCUCUGAAUGCUUUUGGGUCUGAUCUUUUCCUCCUAAUCAGAGAUAAGCAGGAACUUUAAACUAACUUCUUAGAUGGGGGCACUUCCCUAGAGAGGGAGGAAAGGGAAGAUCCUUCUCUCUCUCUCUGAGGCCUUGCAAUAGCCUCUAAUCCAGCUCAGGUGCACAUUUAAACAGAUGUAAGUUUAAAAAUGACCGACUGGGAACAGCCAACUGUGCGGACAAUGGGGGAUAUUAAAAAGCCUUUGUUAACGGAAGCGCCGGACGCGGCUGACGGCGCUGUGACUCUUCCUGCGGCUACGCAGAAGGCAAAUAAGAAGCAGAAUUCUGUAUCGAAGGUACCCAAAAGGCCCAAAAAACUGAGGAGAAAAGCUCAUGCCAAUGGGCAGGAAGGUCUUCCACGUCAUGAACAGUCUCCUGUUCUGAAAGAACCAAACAAGAAGCUUCUACUGAAGGAGAAACCGUUACAGGAGAAUACUAUUUCCAGAAGCUCUCUCAGGCUAGAGGAAGCUGAUGGGACAGAAGUCGCAAAUCAGGAAGCAGAAGAUGGGGACGUCGCUGUGAAGUCAGAGGAGCCCAACCUCCAUCAGGAUAAGGUUGAAUCCAUCUCAUCCAAAACUCCCUUGGCAGAAGAAGAGAGCUCAUCCAGAGACCUCCAGAGUGCCAUGGACUUUGUGGAGUGUAACGCCCAUGAUGUUUUUCAUCUGAGAGCAGAGCCUGUGGCAAAGAACAUUAGGCUGGAAACAGAAGACAGUCUGUGUGCCACCAGUAAUGAAAAUAAGGCAGUUACCAAACAGCAGGCAAAGAACGCAUCGCCCUGUUCAGAAACGGACAGCACAACAGUGGAGGAAAGAAUGAAGAAAAAGAAAGUUUCUGGUGUCAAACUGAAGGCGAAGGAAGCUGGCCAGGAAACACAGGAGGAAAGGCUAAGAAGCCACAGCAAAAUGAGGACUCUGCAGCAGGAGAACUUAAAUGGAGUACAAGGACUUAAGAAGAAGGUGAAGAGGGAGAAGAAGAGCAGAAGGGAAGAGGAAGAGGAGGAGGAGGAGGAGGAGGAGGAGGGAGAAGCCUCAGCAGAAAGAAAGGCCUCUUGGAAGAAGAGUGAGGUGAAGACCGAGCAAGAGUCGGAUAGAGAGUGUGGGGUGGAAAGAGAAGGUGUCAGGGAGGAAAUGCCCGGAAGGAUGUACACGGAAGAGGAGGCGGCAGGUGGUGGACCAGAGCUUGGGUUGCCCUUUGGAAGCAGGGCGGGCUGCGGCCCUGAAGAGCGAAAGCCUGCAAAAAGGAAGGCAAGCCAAAAGGAAGAAGAGGCCCCAGAGGAUGACUUGGGAGAGCAGAAGGCCAACAGGAACAGGAGCAAAGGAGCCGCCUCAGCAGCUGGGGGCACGGGGGGCUCCCGGAAGAGGAGAGGAAAGGAAGAGGACCAACGAGGUGUGAAGAAGAAGAAGAAGAAAGAGGAGGAGGAGGAGGAGGAGGAGAAGGGGAAAGAAAAGGAGGACAAGUGGAAGUGGUGGGAAGAGGAGAAGCGUGAGGAUGGUGUGAAAUGGCAGCAGCUGGAGCACAAAGGACCGUACUUCGCGACACCCUAUGAACCGCUGCCCGAUUGUGUCAGCUUUUAUUACAAUGGCAAGGCUAUGAAACUGAGCCCAGCCACUGAGGAGGUAGCCACGUUCUAUGCCAAGAUGCUGGAUCAUGAUUACACAACCAAGGAGAUUUUCAAGAACAAUUUCUUCAACGACUGGACAAAGGAGAUGACGCCGGAGGAGAGGAAGAAAAUCAAGCGACUGGAGAAAUGCAAUUUCAAAGAGAUUCAUAAGUAUUUUGUGGACAAACAUGAGGCUCAGAAAGCUCUGCCCAAAGAGGAAAAACAGAAAUUGAAAGAGGAGGCAGAGAAAAUCCAAGAGGAAUACGGUUACUGCAUAAUUGAUGGGCACCGGGAGAAGAUUGGCAACUUCAAGACGGAGCCACCAGGUCUCUUCCGAGGCCGUGGGGAUCAUCCUAAGAUGGGGAUGCUCAAGAAGAGGAUAAUCCCUGAGGAUGUCAUCAUAAACUGUAGCAAGGAUUCAAAGGUCCCACAGCCACCUCCGGGACACAAGUGGAAAGAAGUGAGAUGUGACAAUUCUGUCACGUGGCUGGCCUCAUGGACAGAGAACAUCCAGGGGGCCAUCAAGUAUAUUAUGUUGAACCCAAGUUCCAAGCUGAAGGGGGAGAAGGACUGGCAGAAAUACGAAGUCGCUCGCUGCUUGAAAGGGGUGGUCGGCAAGAUCCGUUCUCAGUACCGAGCAGACUGGAAAUCCAAGGAGAUGAAGAAAAGGCAGAGGUCCGUGGCGCUUUAUUUCAUCGACAAGCUGGCCCUGAGAGCAGGGAACGAGAAGGAGGAAGGGGAGACAGCGGACACAGUGGGCUGCUGCUCCCUGCGCGUCGAGCACAUCACGCUGCACCCUCGGCGGGACGGGAAGGAGAACGUGGUGGAGUUUGACUUCCCGGGCAAGGACUCCAUCCGCUACUAUAACAAAGUGCCCGUGGAGAAGCAGGUAUUCAAGAACUUGCAGUUGUUCAUGGAGAACAAAGAACCUGGAGAUGAUCUGUUUGACAGGCUGUCUACGACAACACUGAAUAAACAUCUCCAGGACCUGAUGGAUGGUUUGACAGCCAAGGUCUUCAGAACGUACAAUGCAUCCAUCACGUUGCAGGAACAGCUGGAAGCACUGACAAAUGAGGACGACAACAUGGCUGCAAAGCUGCUCUCCUACAACCGGGCCAACCGGGCUGUCGCCAUCCUGUGCAAUCAUCAGCGGGCGACUCCCAAAACCUUUGAGAAGUCCAUGCAAAAUCUCCAAGCUAAGAUUGAUGCCAAAAAGGAGCAACUGAUUGCUGCAAAACAAGAGCUCAAGAAUGCAAAGGCAGAUCACAAAGCCAAAAAGAACGUGAAAUCGAAAGCUGCUGUGGAAAAGAAACGGAAACUGAUAGAGAAGAUAGAAGAGCAGCUGGAAAAACUGAGCCUGCAAGCUACAGACAAGGAGGAGAAUAAGCAGAUUGCUCUGGGCACGUCCAAGCUGAAUUACCUGGACCCCCGCAUCAGUGUGGCCUGGUGUAAAAGGUUUGGUGUACCCAUUGAGAAGAUUUACAACAAGACCCAGAGAGACAAGUUUGCAUGGGCGAUAGCAAUGGCGGACGAAGAUUUCGAGUUCUAAGGAGAUCUAGACUGCCUCUUGCUUCCUUUAGCUGCUUGGUGGCAUUUUUAUGCCUUUAUUGUGACUUCCCCCCCUUUCCUUUUCUUUUUUUGCAGGCAAAAUACAUCUCUAAAGGAAGACUUAGUGCCUUAGAACAUUAUCUUUUGUGUAAGAUGGUAGAAAUGCACUUCAGAAGUGUGGGUCUCAGUGUGGGAGUGGCCCACUGGUCUCUUCGCAGUGACUCACUGGCUCGGGGCUUGUUGGUCUUGUCUGCACUGCAGAUUUAAACUGGUUUACAGCUGUCAUCACCCCCCCCCCCCAAAAAAAGAAUCUUAGGAAAUAAUGGUUCUGAAAUGGGGUCAUUGCAAGAUAACCCCUUGCACGUUUCAGAAACUACAACUCCCAGGGUUCUCUGAAGGAAGCCAUCGCUAUGAAAGCCAGUCCAUGCUUCUAUAGCCUAGAGUUACGACUAACAAUUAUCUUUUCUGUGCCUGACUCAUGAGAUGGUCAGGUCAGUGUAACAGCCCAAUGGGAAAGUGUACUUCUACCGUUUUGUUUAGCCUAUAUGUGUGGGUUUUGUAGUAAAUUCAGGUGGUCCGGAACUUGGUGUUACAGCCUACCUCACACCCAUCCUUUUAAAGGGUACAUCAUUUUCCUAAUCCGGCCCCUGUUCUCUGUAUCAGAGAUACUCUUCUUCCCAUCCUUAGCUUCACUAAUUUGCACAAUCAGGAAUUUGUGGCUGUGCUUUGAAAGCUCCUAGUCCCUAUUAGGGUGUAGGCUAGAACAAACAACUGGAUUUGUAGUCACAAGAGCCUUAGUAGUUGUUCAACGAUAGAGGGCAGAAGGAUGGGUCCUUCAGAACAUCAUCUUUCCUCUGCAACCCAUGGCAUAUAAUCUUUUGGAGAGAGAACUCACCCCCUAUUGCAUCAGAGGGCAGGAAAUGUUAUGUUUUAUGAAAAAGUAAAAAAGCAGCACUGACCUGCCACAGAGUGGAACUCAUAACAUUCAGCGGCUGACACUUGAAAUCCCACAAGAAUCUUUGGUUUGCACUAUGUAUAGACUCUUGACAAAUCUAGUGUUUGUUAAUUUCUGUGGAAUCGUCGUGGUUUGAUUUAAGAAGGUACCUAGUUCAGCAAAAAGAAUCCUAUAUGUAGCAGAGCGUUAGACAUAAAAUUGGGGUGUGGCAGGGGAAGAGGAAACUAGAUUGCAAAAGGUUAUAAUGUAGCUCUGGCAUGAACAUACCAGUGCAUUGCACAGAAGUUUGUUAAGCAGUUUUCCUAGGUUAUUGUGGUGGGUAGGUGGGCUCAUCUGUUUCUAAUGGAAGAAAUACUGUGGAUUUUGCACAUUCUGAUAACAUCACUUCUAGUUUGCUAGUAUUCCUACAAAGGCAGGCAUAGGUGGGUUUUGUUUCAAUACAAAAUGCUAACCACUGGUGACUUUUCACCACACCAGACACACUUGUAAAGCAGUUGUAGGUUCUUAGAAGUGCUCUUGUGUUUAGCAAUUUCCUGCAGUUGCAUCAGAUUUCAAGGAAAUCAGCUAGAUUCUUGGGUGAUUGUUCCUUUGUUGCUUUGAUGUAGUUCAUUAAAAUAUGAAUAUUUUUUGUCUAUAA
Messenger RNA from Rhineura floridana, 5515 nucleotides. RefSeq names its product DNA topoisomerase I mitochondrial (gene TOP1MT). Gene Ontology annotation, biological process: DNA replication; DNA topological change. Lineage: Eukaryota; Metazoa; Chordata; Lepidosauria; Squamata; Rhineuridae. Gene Ontology annotation, cellular component: chromosome; mitochondrial nucleoid. Gene Ontology annotation, molecular function: DNA binding; DNA topoisomerase type I (single strand cut, ATP-independent) activity. The record is from RefSeq and is a predicted model, not a curated record. The transcript has 22 exons. Bases 925 to 3924 code for a protein of 999 amino acids.